This is a messenger RNA of Eucalyptus grandis, 994 nucleotides long. RefSeq lists its product as uncharacterized. NCBI's taxonomy places the organism in Eukaryota, Viridiplantae, Streptophyta, Magnoliopsida, Myrtales, Myrtaceae. The record is from RefSeq and is a predicted model, not a curated record.
AACAGACGGAGCAACAGAGAAAGCUAGAGAGAGAGAGAGAGAGAGAAACAGACGGAGCGAGCUCACCGGCAUUCAUUCUCUCUCUCUUCAGGUCCCGACAACAAUGACGUCGCCGCCGCCGCCGCUGCCUUCGUCUUCCUCGGCGCUCCGCCGCCUCCUCCUCGCUCUGCUCGCCGUCGCGAUCCUCUCCCCGGACCGCCUCCUGGUCAAGUGCGACAGUGAGGAAGAUAAUCUUCUUCAAGGCAUUAAUAGUUAUCGGACAACUUUGAAUUUAACAGUCCUUACAAAAAAUGAUAAUGCGGAAUGCCUUGCCAAGGAAAUGGCUGAUCAAUAUAAGAAUCAACCUUGCACUAAUACGACAGGUGCUGACACAGUACGUACUGAGCCUCAGUUCUCCAACUAUCCAACACUUUUAGCCAACUGCCAUCUGAAUGUCUCUGUCAUAAGGGAUGGGGUAAUAAUGCCUGCUUGUGUUCCCAACUUGGUCCCAAGCCUUGUCCUCACUAACUUCACCCAGUCUCAGUAUUCAGUUAGCCUAAAUGAUAGCAAGUAUACAGGAAUUGGAAUUAAUUCUGAAAAUGAUUGGAUGGUAGUCAUCUUAACCACGAAUACACCUGAAGGAAGCUUCAUGAGUGUCGAGUCAGCCAGUUUGAUUCUGAAAAGCAGUUUCAUUUAUCAACUGCUUUUUCUACUGGUCGGUUUUGUGCUCCUAUUAUGAAACUGGUGAUAACAUGGCCUAAUGGCUGCUUGACGGAGAGCAAUCAAAGAACAGCUACAGAGUAUUCAUUGCAUUGUUUUAUUUUGAAGGAAAAGGUGAAAUUGCAGAAUAAUCUUGAGUACAUUCUUUUCGUAGUAGCUUGUGUUGUGGCUGGAAAUAUGUAACACGUGACUUGGUAUGAGGAUUCUACUAUGUUAUAUUUGUUCUUCCUUUUGCCCUAAUUUCAUCCUUUACUUGAAUACUGAGGUACAUUGCAAAGGGAAUUAGUGCAAAAGA